This is a messenger RNA of Anopheles nili, 2502 nucleotides long. RefSeq names its product melanotransferrin (gene Tsf2). NCBI's taxonomy places the organism in Eukaryota, Metazoa, Arthropoda, Insecta, Diptera, Culicidae. The record is from RefSeq and is a predicted model, not a curated record. Gene Ontology annotation, biological process: iron ion transport. Bases 61 to 2502 code for a protein of 813 amino acids. The transcript has 4 exons. Gene Ontology annotation, cellular component: plasma membrane; extracellular region; recycling endosome.
GUUUUCUGUUUUCAAUUUAUUUCCGUUUUCAGUUCAUACGUUUAUGUUUACUUUGGUGCAAUGCCGUACCUAAAUCGUUGGUUGCGCUUGAGCACAUUUUUAAUGUGCUCAGUCAGUCUCGUCGUCGGUCAAUACUAUAUUGAAGAUGAAAAGGAAGCUAAAAGCAAUAUCGUAUGGUGUGCGACAAGCCUGGAGGAGACAUACAAAUGCCAAAAUUUCACAAAAGCCCUCGAACGAGAUGUCGCCUUGUUCAAUGAUUUCUUCAUGAACGUCUCAUGCCACCAUGGGUACGAUCAUGAUGAAUGUAUGGCGUUGAUCAACGAACGCAAGGCUGAUGUCAUGACGUUAGAUGCUGGCGAGGUAUUCAGCGGCGGCCGGUUCCAUUCUCUGAUACCGUUGAUGCAGGAAGGAUAUGAAGGAGGCUUCACGCAAUACCAUGCUGUAGCGGUGGUCAAGAAGGGGUCAUUGCCAGAUGUUACCCAUUUGCGGCAUCUUCGUGGCAAAAAAGCUUGCUUUGCUUGGGUCGGUAGCCACGCUGGAUGGACCGUUCCGAUUCAUGUCUUGCAACGCGACGGUGGAAUGGUUAUUACAGACUGCAAUAAUAUCGUAAAAACGGCUUCCGAUUACUUUGGGCCUUCUUGUGCGGUGAACGCACUCAUUGAUAAAUAUAAUCCAAUUGGGGACAAUUCAAACAAACUGUGCAACCUGUGCACAGGUGAAGUGCCUGGAGGCAAAUGCACUCCGUCUGAUCCGUAUUUGGGAUUCGAAGGUGCAUUCCGCUGCCUUGUAGAGGCGGGUGACAUCGCUUUUCUGAAGCAUUCUACCGUAGAAGAAAUGGUUGACAGCGGCUUUAUACCUGGGGUGACUGUUGACCAGUUUGAGCUUUUAUGUCGCGAUGGUACCCGUCAGCCUAUAACUCAGUACCGUCAGUGUGAAUGGGGUAACGUACCCUCCCAUGCUCUGGUUAUAUCUAGUGCUACAUCGAAUGCCGAUCGCCGACGAUUCAAGAAAUUUUUCACCAAGGCAGUUAACUUGUACGGUUCUAAGCAACGCCGAUAUAACAGUACUACGUCGUCGGGAUACGAUAGACAAGAUGAUCGUUAUCGGCCGUACCAAAAUCCAUAUACAGCCUCUUCCACAACUACUUACUCACCCUACACAUCUUACGAUCAGUCGGCAUUAAACGAUAGUCAACCCUUCGAAUCGUUCGAUCUGUUCGAAUCAAAGCGAUAUGGAAGACGUUUGAAUUUGAUGUUCCAGGAUGCCGCUAGACACCUCGCUCCGAUCGACGAUGAUAAGCAAAACUACCAAAGGUAUCUAGGGCCCGCUUUGGAUGAAAUCUAUGACACCCGUUCGUGUCCUGUUGGAAGGAUGAGUCUAUGUGUUACAUCUGACGCAGAGUACGAAAAAUGUAUCAAAAUGCGCACCGCCCUAAAAGCACAACUGAUCAAACCGGAUAUGCUCUGUCUGAAAGCCCACUCGCACAUCACAUGCAUGCAACAUAUCCAGUCGGGGACGGCCGAUGUAACCGUGCUUGAUGCCAGCGAUGUGUACACUGCCGGGUUGCACUAUGAUUUGAUGCCUUUCAUGUCCGAGGUGUACGAUCUGGGUCUGCCGGAAUACUACGUGGUUGCCGUAGCAAAGGAGGAGGAUCCAGACACUGAGCUAACAUACCUUCGGGGUAAAAAUACGUGCCAUUCUGGUAUUAACACCGCCGCCGGCUGGGUGUAUCCGAUGGCGUACCUUAUUUCGAACGGCUGGAUUCGCCCGUAUGGCUGCGAUAGUGUGCGCGCAGCGGCCGAAUAUUUCACCAAAUCCUGCGUCCCAGGUGCUAUCAGCAAAGAGUACAACACCGGCAUUCCGUACGAUAAUAUGUGUGAUUUGUGCCACGGUAGCAGCUUUAGGUAUUGCCGUCGUGAUGCGUCUGAAGAUUAUUAUGGAAAUUCAGGAGCAUUCAGGUGCUUGGUUGAGGGAGGCGGACAUGUGGCGUUUGUGCGUCAUACUACCGUAAUUGAAAAUACUGGAGGCAAAAAGCGCGAAUGGUGGGCUCGAGAUGCAUUGCCAGACGAUUUUGAACUACUCUGCCCGGACGGAACAAGGGCGGAAGUCAACGAGUUUAAAAAAUGUAAUCUUGGCGUGGUGAAAGCGAAUGCAAUCGUUGCCCGCGGAGGACGAGGAUAUAAUGGAACGGAGCAGAAAGCCUACAUCAAUCUGUUUACCUACGCACAGCAAUUUUACGGAAGAAAGUUUUCAGAUGACUUUAGCUUCAGCAUGUUUUAUUCGGUUCCUCCGUACCAUGAUUUGAUAUUUUCCGACGCAACCCGUGGAUUGCGUGUGGUUGACUCCGAUAAACGAUGGUUCGACGCGUAUUUAGGGCCAAACUUCAUGCGUGCUCGUCGUAUCACCGAUUGCCAUGCAGGUGCAACCAGUUUGAAGAUUAACGUCUUCAUUAGUUUUACGCUUGUAGCAGUAGUAUUCUUUUGGCCAAGGAACGCAAUCUAG